Toxotes jaculatrix (banded archerfish) is the source of this 13059-nucleotide messenger RNA. RefSeq names its product A-kinase anchoring protein 13 (gene akap13b). The record is from RefSeq and is a predicted model, not a curated record. NCBI's taxonomy places the organism in Eukaryota, Metazoa, Chordata, Actinopteri, Toxotidae. Bases 203 to 9412 code for a protein of 3069 amino acids. The transcript is spliced from 47 exons. Gene Ontology annotation, cellular component: actin cytoskeleton; membrane. Gene Ontology annotation, biological process: regulation of Rho protein signal transduction; positive regulation of canonical NF-kappaB signal transduction; adrenergic receptor signaling pathway. Gene Ontology annotation, molecular function: guanyl-nucleotide exchange factor activity; MAP kinase scaffold activity.
GGAUGGACCCAGUAUCCUCCCGACCGACGGCCAGCUGGUGAAGGGAUUCGGACGGUACAGAAAAUGGCACCGGGCACCGUGUUCUCACUGUGAGACAGGACCGAGCUGCUUUAACGAUUCCCCGGAACGUUUUCAGGCGGAGUCCCCGGGAAAGAGAAGAGAAGAGAAGCGAGUGAUCUCACCGCAGCAAGAGUCCAGCACCAUGAAACUGAACCCACAACAGGCUCCUCUCUAUGGACAGUGUGUGUUGACUGUUCAGCUUGACGAUGAUGAGCUGUGUCGUGCUGAGGGAGAGGAGCAGGAAGACGUGGAGGUGGAGUUUUAUCUUAUCAUCUCAGGAUCCAUCCAGAGGCAUGUGAGCAGCACUGUGCGAGUCAGCCAGAAGACUCUGCAGGCUGUGUGUCCAGCCCAUAAUAUGUGUGAACAGGUCUUGGUGAAGUUAUGCUGGGCUCGGCCUGGUGGACCAGUGGACACUCGCUCACAGGAGACCUUCUGCUUCGUCCAGGACUUGGCCCUUGACAUGGCCUGUUUCCUGCUUGACAACACAGCUCCUCAGGAAGCAUUGCUAUUGGACGAUGAGCAGAUUCCACUGAAAGAGUGUGAGAAGUUGGAUGAGAGCCUGGCAUUGGCCCUGAGACAUCUCAGCCUACCCCACCACAGGACCGCACAGACACACAAGCAGACGGACGUGGACAGACAAAUAGAUCAGCGCACACACACCAUCGAAGCAACGGACACACACACACACAGUGACACAGACAGACACAACGCAGAGACACACAAGGAAACCUGGAUGGACAGGUCCGCUGAUCUGGACAGCUGCAGCGCUGUGUCUCAGGGCCAGCAGCUGUCCAGCCUCCUGCACUUGGCAGCCAGUCAUGGUCUGAGGACGGUGGCAUUGUUCCUCCUGCAGCAGCCUGGAGGCAGGGAGGCUCUGAGGAGGACGGACGCUCAGGGACAGACGGCAGCACGAGUGGCAGAGAGCAGAAGACAUCAGCAGCUGGUGGAGCUCUUCACACAGUAUGAGGCGUCCUCAGAUGUCCAGGUGGAGCCAAAGGAGGAGCUGCACUUUUCCUCAGAAGGCCGAUUGUUUCAGCAUCACGCAAACCUCGGCACAUACACGCUGACCGGCUGGCGGCAGAGGGAGGAGGGGGCAGAGACGGACAGCAGGGGAGGCUGCUCCUUACAGGAGGAGGUGAAGGAGCUGAGGAGACUGAUUCAGCUUCACAGAGACACAGAGGGAGAAUGUGAUGUUGCUGGGACCGUCGCAGCAGCACCGCUCGGCCCUGUCUGCCGGCUGCAGCUGUGCUCAAAUGGACAACAAGAGAGCGGCCGAGAGGCAGGCCCGGCUGAGGUAACCACAGAGAACUGUAGCACAACAACAGUGGAACAAGGAAGUCUUCUGUCACUGGAGGAGGGAACUCAGGGGGAGGACCCUGCUGUUGUCACUCAUACGUCCUGUACCAGUGAGCGUCUUUGUCAGAGCCGAGGAUCUGGGGGAGGACAGAGGGGUACACCGGCUGCCAAAUCUCCUGCUGGCAAGAACAGGAAAAACAAAAAGAAAUCUACAAAAACCACAAGAUGUGCAACAGAAGCUACAGGAAAUAGAAGCAGCCCAGAGGCUGGCAGAGGAACUGCACAGGGGCCCACCAAGAUAACAGGAAGUGGAUCAGAAGGAAGUGUUUCAGCUAGAGAACUAGCAGUGGCAUCUGUGGUUGGUGACGGAGGAGACACUGAAAAUCAGCGUAGUGCCAGAGCAGAAGAGACUCCAUUACCCAGAAAGCCAGUGUCUACACCAGGUGGUGAUGGGACGUGUGCUAGCAGGAGCGCAGAUGCCUUGUCUACCACCACCAUUACAGAAAAACAGGAAGGAGGAGAGUGGGAAGUGGACGUGCUGAUCUGUGAGCGAGCGGCAGAUACAGAAUCAGUGACAGUCAGUGCUCCAGCAAACCCAGGCCCAGAGUCAGCUGCACACGGGACAGUAACCAUGGGUCAGGCUCAAUCCCAAGAUCCUCAGGAAGGCCAGUCUGACCCAGAGGAGCCUAGCCAGCCGGACUCCAUGAGUCCUCAGCCUGGCAGCAGGACCAGCCCCAGGUCCCCAGAUACAGCACGGAAACCCUGGGUUGGAAGCAGAAUGGGAUCAGCCCCACACGGAACAGAAAGAUUAGCAAAAACUGUCUGGUACCAGGGUGAAAACCUCCACCUGGCUUCCAGUGAAGACUCCAACAGACAGGAAGUGAGCUCCCAGUCAGUUUGGUACGUCAAUGACAAAAUGGAUGAGAGAAGGCCUGAACAGCUGGAGCAGGCAGAACGUGAUCUGAGCUCACCCCAACCCUCUGGUCUUAGUCCUCCACAGCUGUUAGAGCACGGUCUCAGUUCUCGUCAUCUGUGUGCAGCUCUGAGUCAGCCACAUGCUGCUGGAGCACAGCCAGCACCGUCACAUGGGCCUGCCGCACAAAGACGGGAAGUACAUGGAUCACAGCAAGAGGAGGAAGUCGGGCCAGAUUGGAAAGAAGGAGGGGUGGAGGGAGGCAGAGAGGAGGUCAGUAACACAGAGACCAACAAAACGACCUGUGAAACAGCAGACAUCGACGAGAGGGGAGACGAGAAGCCAGGGUUCAAAGAGAUAGGACCAAAGGGCAAGAAAAAGAGGAGGAAGAAGAGGGGGAGGAGAGGAGGCAGUGAGGCCAAGCUUAGCUCCAGCUCCAGUGUUGAGUCUCAGAGUCAGAGUGAGACACAGACACAGAGAGAUCAAGUGACAAGCCUGAGUACUCAGUCAGAGACAGAGUCAGAAGCCAGGGAUCAAACAGGAAAGGCACACGUCCAGUGUCCCACAGCUUCUGAGCCAGCCCGGAGAGAGGAAGCUGACAAGGACGCCAUGCAUCUACCCAGCCAGACGGAGAGCCAGACCAGGGACGCUCAUGGACCUGACUGUGACAUUACAGCCUCAGAGUCUACUUAUAGCAGUCCCACAGAGCACGGAAGGGCAGAUCCAGCUGAGGCUACAGCUUCACAGGCAUUAGAGACAAAGGAAUCAUCCGAGGAUCAAAACCAGAACGUCCAUGAACCUGAGGACCCAGAUUCUGCCAUCGCUUCUUCAGACCUCAGUGAAAUGGACAUCAGAAAAGGAGACGGGGAGGACAUUACACCUGGGAAACCAGUGGAAAAGGAAGUACUGGACCCUGCUGAGACUGAAUCAAAGGGGUCUGCCGGUCCGAUCCAACAGACAGUGGAUAAUGUGUCCUCUAAGACUUUGUCAGAAAAUGAAGAUCUGACACUAGCUGGAAAAGCUGCAGGAUCCGUGGACUGGACAAGCUUGGUGGAAUGUAAGUGUCCAGAGGAACUUCCUGUCAGUCUUUCAGAUCCUACAGAAGUCACAGAGGACUCGUCUCUUGUGGUAUUUCCUGAACAGAAUAUACACCAUGUACGAGCUGUGGACUCAGACAAAUCACUACAACCAUUUCUGGAAUCUGUGCAUUCUACAGAAGCUGUGUCUCUGUCCUGUGUAGCUGCAGCAGAUGUGUCACCACUUCAUACACUGGAAGGAAGCACUGAGACAACUGAGAGGGAAUAUUUAGGCCAUUGUUUGGCCUCUGAGCUGCUGAGAGAUCAGCAGCACAAGGAGGAAACAAGAGAGCUGCGGGUGGGUGAAGAGGAAGAGGGUGAGGAGACGAGUGUGAAGAAAAGUAGUGAAGAAAAGGACAGUGGGAUGAUGCAUUGCAGAGAGUCUUCUGCCAUAGUCAGAGGGGAAAAGGUGGAGGACACGGACGUCCCUUCCUUAGCCAGAGAAACAGAGCGGAUGUACAGCGAGGACCUGGCUGCCACAGCAGUGGCAGUUGUAACUGUAGCAGUAGCAUCAGCCAUGGCGAACAUAGAGCUGGCCCAGCGCUCAGCAGGCAGGCAGUCAGAGGCUCAGCUGGCUGAGCGUUUACUCAGCGCUGCUCUGCCCACACAGCUGAUGAACAACCACAAAGAGAAGCUGUUAGCAGCAGCUCCAGCUGAGACAGAACUCCAGCCCAUACAGUGUCCACACGCUGAACCUGCUGAUCGGCUCGCCUCUGAAGGACAGGCUGAUGCUAAGCUAUCAGAGCAGCCCCAUACUGUAGAGCUGCAGAGGGAGACUGAGGCUGAGAAGCUGCCGGCAGUGCAGCUGUGCCACAAAGAUCAGGCUCAGCUCCUCACGCCGACUCUACCACAACUCUGCACAAAGGAAGUUCAAACAGCAGCUACACAGAGGAAAUACUUUACCUGUGCACUGCCGACUGAAGAAGGCGGCACUCUGCAGGUUCAUAUGAAACCUGUGCCUGAAGCUGGGGUGGACAGCCAAGGUCACAUGCAGGCAGAAAGCACACUGUCCUGUCCUGUUAUGGACACAGGACAAGACCCAGAGGCUCCCGACACAUUGUGCCCUGAUUUCGAGUCUGAGAGCAGUCCCCAACAUCCGUCUGUCCGUCAGGAAGAGAGCGCUGGACAGCUGCUAGGUUCACAGCCUCAAAACAAAGAGACGCCGUGGGAGAGAGAAACUCCCGCGGCUGAGGGUGAGGGAGGUGGACAAGCACAUGAGCAGGACAGUCCAGAAAACUCAGAGGACAGUGAGAGCUGCUGUAACGGUGCCACAGUCACGUCUGACUCAGAGUGUCAGGCUGAGGAGAGUGAGGGCCGCCCACAGCUGCUCAAAAUACCGUGUGAGGGGGAGAGUGGAACACUUCCUGUUACCCCCUGUGACUCGCCUUCUGUGGCUCAUCCCAGUCCAGAUGAACCAGUUUCCCCCGUGAAUGUGGAAACAGGUGAAUCCCAGUCAUCCCAGUCACUGCUUGACAUGAAGCUCGUCUCUGCCACAUUCAGCAGCAAAGGUCACGAGUCUGUGGCUGAGCAUGAUAAGGACGGUGUGUCUGACAAAGACUCAGACUCUGUGGACACCGUGGAUGGAUGGAAGCAGAAAGCAAGGGACACGAUGGAAAAAGAAGAGGAGGCGAGGACGGACGUGGUCACAGUGGAUGACACAUCUCACACAGCAGAAGAAGAGUCUGAACAGACCAGGGGACACUCCGAGAACACACACACUCUGCAGAUCCAAAGAGAGACAGAUGUUUUCUGCCCUGUCCAGCCCAGCCCUGAGCCCAGCUCAGCGACAUCAUGUGCAGACUUUCAUCCAGCCGGAGAAGAGUGUGUGUCUGUGUGUGUGUUUCACACAGACAGAGACAGCCUUAAAGUCAGUGCUGAGCUGGAUGACGGUGUCUUUAAAAAGCCUGAGCCUCCCCCCUGUGAUGGACGAGGGGACAGAGGGGUUCGUGUCUCCCUCUCUUCCACAGAUGAUGCAUCAGUGCAGGGAGCCCUCAGUCCCAGUGAGGUGGCUUGGUCAGAGGACACACCUGGCAGUGUGGCCCCUCAGGGCUCCAGGCUGUCCUGGAAGUCAGAAACUGAGGACAGAGGAGGAGGAGGAGGGACAGAAGUAGGAGGAGAAGAAGAAGAGAAAAAAGACCAGCUUCCAGAAAAUCCUGUCUCUUCUGCCAUCUUCCGAACUUCCAUUCGAUCCUUGUCUCCGUUCCGUCGUCACAGCUGGGAGCCAGGAAGGAGCAAUGCAGCUGCAGAUACUGACCUCACACAGCGCAGACCAUCUGUCCCGUCUUCCAGCUCAUUGAAGAGCCUGUCAGGAGAGGUGAAGAGAGUGAAGCCCCCCCUCCAUCGGAGAAGUAUGAGCUGGUGUCCAUCCAACCUGCAUCCUUCUUAUCAGGAGCAAAUAGACAGCAGAAGCUACAGUCUGGAGGGUCUCGAGGUACAGAGGGAAGGAGUCCAGGCUCAGAGUCCGAGCCUGAGUGAUCAGGAGGAGCGGGCUGCAGGCAGGAGUCUGCGGCUGGACACCAAGGACAGGGGCUCUCUGGUGUCCCUCACUGAGGAGGAGCAAGAGGGAGACGGCACCAGCACUGACAGCCAGAUGUCACAUCACGUACUGUCAAUGACAACCAGCUGUCCUGCCAUGUUCCAUCACCAAACCCUCACCAAAUCCAUCUCCAUGGUUACCAUCAGUCACCGUGAUAUAGAUGGGCUCAGCUCAUUCUCCAGCAACUCCGGCUCACUGGAGUACAGUAUUUCAGAGGAGGAGCCGGGCCCUCUGCGGAGCGAUACUGAGGGAAGAGGAGGGCCGAAAAUCAGCCGCACUUUCAGCUACCUCCGCAGUAAGAUGAGUAAGAAGGGAAAGGAGAAAGACAAGGAGCGAAGAGGAGAAAAGGAACGAGAGAGUAAAGAGAAAGAGAAGAAGAGUUCAAAUGCUCAUGUCUUCAUCCCAGUCAGUCCAUGUCCCUCCACAGCCUGUCAGCACUGCACCAAACCUCUGCACAAUAAGGACACUUUCCUCUGCAACAACUGUGGAAUUCAUGUCCAUAAGAGCUGCAGAGAGAGUGCGUCUGUCUGUACAAAGAGCAAAGCGAAGCAGCAGUCGCUGGUGCCAGAACCUGCUCCUGGGUCAGCUGUUAACAUGAGGAGCAAAUCUACAUCUUCAGCGUCGUCUGUAUCAUCCGCAUCUUCUUCAUCAUCACGGGAACGGUUUUCCGUGGUAACCACCCCUGACGACCAGCUUCCUGUAGUGUUUCCAAGGAGACACCCCAGCAUCUUCAACCAACAGAGUAACCUUGCCAAGAGCAUCUCCACUAGCAACAUAGCAGGGUUGGAGGACGUUCCACUGAAAGGCCUGAAGUUUCUGUCUCAGUCCACCGACUCGCUCCAUCAGGGGAGCAAAGUCAAUGCCUCAACUGAGUCACUCACCGAUGAAGGCACUGAGAUGAUGGACAGUCAGCUGAUGGGAGAGUUUGAGUGUGACAUUAAGGACCUGGAGGCUGAUUCCUGGAGCAGCACAGUGGAUAAGAAGUUCUUAAAAACGCUGAAGAAAGAUGAAAUCAAGAGACAAGACGUGAUCUAUGAGUUGUACCAGACAGAGUUCCACCAUGUGAGGACACUGAAGAUCAUGUCUGAGGUGUACUAUAAAGGCCUUCAGAGGGAGGUUCAGCUCGAGACUGAAACUCUGGACAAGAUUUUCCCGGUUUUGGACGACUUGUUGCACUUGCACACACAGUUCUUCACCCAGCUUUUGGAGACGAAGAGAGCAUCAUCAAAUCAAGGACAGAGCAACAACAGCAUCCUCAUCUGCUGCAUCGGGGACGUCCUGGUCAACCAGUUUUCAGACUGCAGUGCCGAUCGUAUGAAGAAAGUUUAUGGGAAGUUCUGCAGUCGCCACAGUGAGGCCGUUAAUCUCUACAAAGACCUGCACGCCAAAGACAAACGCUUCCAGGCCUUCAUUAAGAGGACAAUGAGCAGCAGCAUUGUACGGAGGCUCAGUAUUCCAGAGUGCAUUUUGUUGGUCACUCAGAGGAUCACCAAAUAUCCGGUUCUGAUCCAGAGGAUACUACAGCACACUAAAGACUCGGACGGAGACCACAGCAGCGUGUGUGAAUCACUGCGCUUUGUCAAAGAGCUGAUUGCAGCUGUGGACAGUAAAGUCAACGAGCAGGAGAAGAAGCGCAGGCUGAAGGAAAUCCACAGUCGCACUGACAGUAAGUCCAUCAUGAGGAUGAAGAGUGGUCAGAUGUUUGCUAAACAGGACCUGAUCAGAGGGAGGAAGCUGCUGCACGACGGAGCGCUGCAGCUGAAAAACUCUGCUGGACGACUGAAAGAUGUCCAUGCCAUGCUCCUCUCCGACGUGUUGGUCUUUCUUCAGGAAAAGGACCAGAAAUACGUCUUUGCGUCUUUGGACCAGCGCUCUACAGUCAUCUCUUUACAGAACCUGAUUGUCAGAGAAGUGGCUAAUGAGGAGCGAGGUCUCUUUCUGAUCACAGCUGGUCCAGAGAGACCAGAGAUGGUGGAGGUGUUGGCCAGCAGCAAGGAGGAGCGCAACACAUGGAGGGCCAUCAUACAGGACGCCAUGCACUGCAUGGAGAAAGACGAGGAUGAGGGAGUCCCCAGUGAGACAGAAGAGGACAGAAGACAGCAGGAGAACAGAGCCAAGGAGAUCCGAGAGCUCCUACGGAGGAAAGAUGAUCAGAUCAUCUGUUUAUUGGAGGAAAAGGUCCACAUCUUCAGAGAGCUGGGCGACUGUAAUCCCGCCCCCGAGGAUACAAACCCACCAAUCAAAGAGUGGAUGUUGUUCAGAGCUGCACCUGAUGAUGUCACAAAGGGGGAGCCAAUCAUAAAGGACGCCUUGCGAGAAGUGGAGAGCCUGCAUGCUUUGGUCAGCGGUGGUCUCGGUGGAGCAGGCUGCAGUGUUUCAGCCGGCCCCACAGGGGGCAGUGUGGGGCCGGUCUGUCUGCCCCGGAGAGCUGAGACGUUCGGAGGCUUCGACAGUCAUCAGAUGAACACCAGCAAGAAUGGAGAGAGGGAAGAGGGGGAUGAAUCGCUGGACCUCCGCAGGACUGAGUCAGACAGUGUUUUGAAGAAGGGGGCCACUGCCAGCCUACAGAUGUUGCUAAAGAGAAACAAUGAGCUGGUCCAGCACAGUGUGACACAUCUUCACGACCUGCUAAUUUCACUCCAGGCUGUGGUGGUCCAGCAGGACUCGUUCAUCGAGGACCAGCGGCAGGCCCUGAAUGAACGGCUUGCUGCCAACUCCUCCAGACACUCGUCCUCUUCCUCGCUCUCGUCCUCGUCCUCCUCCCGCCCCUCCUCCCUCAUCGAGCAGGAGAAACACAGGAGUUUGGAGAGACAGCGACAGGAGGCGGCCAGCCUGCAGAAACAACAGGCUGCAUACCAGGAAGAAAAGAGGAGGAGAGAGAAGGAGUGGGAGCUGAAGGAGAAAGGUCUGGCAGAGCGGGAGAAGAGGCUCGGGGAGGAAGAGGUGGAAACCAAGAGGACGCACCAGGAGCUGCAGGAGGAGAGAGAGAUUCUGCAGAGGAAGAAAGACGAGUACCAGCGAGAGCUGGAGAGGCUGAGGGAGGCACAAAGGAAGCUGGAGAGGGACAGGGAGGCCAUAAGGAGAGACACUGAGAGACUGGAGGCCAUGAGGAGAGAUGAGGUGGAGCAGCUUCAGAGGUACCAGCGAACUCCCUCCACCACCUCUGAGGACUCCGUAAGGUUCCCCAGCUCUGGGUCCCUGGAUCUGGAUUCAAAAGAAGCAGGAGAACAACCUAAAGAGGUGGAACUUUCAUCCUCUGCCCCUACCAAAGAACCUUUCCUCCGCCUCGGAUCUAAGAGGAUGGGCAAAAACUUCAACCCUUUCUCCUCGUCGUCCUCUAAAUCUCAGGGAGCAGAGAAGUCCCAGGAGUGCCAGCUCCCCACCAGACUGCUGCAGCUGGCCAAACCCAAAGAGAAGAAAGACAAGAAGAAGAAGAAGCAGAAGGGGAAAGGAGGGGAGCAGACACAGACAGAAAACAAAGCUGCAGUGAUGUCGGACCCUCAGAAUGAUGGAGACAUCUUCUACUGUUGAGGACCUGGAUGAAUCACAUGUGAACUCCUGACCUUCCUGAGGUACCAGAAAGCAGGACCCAGAGUGGUCUCCCGACUCUGUCCCAGCAUGUCAAAAAGACUCGACCACAUCUGGAGCAUCAUGUGCGCGGAGCCCCCUGGAUUCUCACACAUACUGACCCUCAUGUGUCCCAGGUAAACAAAGGUAAUGGCACCAAGUGAGGUCAUGGUGAGCCGAUGAUUAAAUCAGGAGGACUUUAAUUGACAAAUGUGCCAAGAAUAACCCCACCCCCCUGCACCCCCACCUUCCAUCAGACACAGAUGUGAUGGAAAGCCAAUGAGGAACACACCAUAGCAGUGUGAGGGACGCUGCUGAACCAGUUGUCAGUCAGAGAUCAUGUGUUGGGCCACGUCACAUGGUGCUUCAAGUCAAAUCUCUUCAAGACUUUGACAUGUAAAAAACAUUAGCUUUAAUAUGAACCAACAAUAAGUUGUCGUGGUGCUGGUGACUGCUGAGUUUCAGUGAACCCUUCCACAGUCAGGCUCCCAGGCUGAACAUCUGUAGGAUCCUUCACUCUAACGUGUGUUUUGUGUCCCUGCAUCUGGUUUAACUCCUGUUUUAUCACGGUCCGCUGAGUGCUCAGUGGACCGUGACACGAGAGUGGGAAUGAUCACUAACCACCAAAAGUCGUGCCUUAAUUAUCUGAUAUAGUCUCUGUGCAGUGAAGUGCGAGCUCACAUGCUCACAGCAGGUGUUUUAACUCUGCUUUUGUUAGACAAUCACCUGCAGUCUGUAGAAAUUCCUUUGUAAGUGGCCAUGGCAAUCACAAAGUGAUUCCAGCCAGUAUGUGAAAGACUGUCAGUAUUAAAAAUCCGUGAUCACCUCGAAUCAUCAGCGAAUGUGACAAUCAUCACAGUGCAACUGCUACUGCAGCACAACAGCAUCAGGUUUUAACAGGCACUUCAUAUUGUGUCAUUUGAUACUGAUUAUAGAGAAAAUAUGAACAUACUGAAGGAUAGGCUUUUUGAAAUGUAAGUAAAGAUCCUUUUAUAAUUGCAAACUUUACUCUUCAUAUAUGUUGAAGUGUCUGUACAUACAGAGCCUCCAAAGUCCUGAGAGAGUCACAGUUUUUAUCUUGUUUACAUGACUUUGGGGGACGUUAGGGGUUCUGUACAAAGGCUUCCUUACAGAUACUGUUCAACUGUUUUCACAAUUUUGUAUGAAAUGGAUUCAUUACACAUGUACAGCAUCUAUUUUCCUGUCAUUAGUAUCAAAUGAUUCAGUUCUUUCCAGGAAAAGUCCUUGUAACUGACUUUAAAUGACAGAGGUGUAAAAUAAAGCGUUAUUUUACACCAGGACAGGGUCAGAAUUCAGUAUUACUGAAUACAGACUUCUACUGGCUUUACAUUGAGAUGAUAUGAUCAUUGAAUGAGGUUCUGUUUAUUUUUGUUUUAGAUAGCUGAUGAGCUUUACUCUUUAGCGCCCUGUGCAUCAGUUCGACUGAGCUCCAGAGGUCAUGCUUUCGCCUUGGAAACAUACAGUACGUUGACAAAAUGAUCUAACCUCCAAAUUUAGAAGCUCUUCCAGAGCUUUCAACCACAUUACACAGUCUUCAUCAGCACAUCGAGUUUGCCAUGGAACCACAGAUAUUCUGACUUGAUAUGAUUCUGAGCACCUCUCAACGUCCACAUUGACUUUAAAUAUUGUGAUGUUGAGUUUAGUCAUAUAACCAAGCCCUACUUUGUAUACAGUGGUGAAAAGUAAUCAAGUACUGUAUACUUAAAUACAUUUUUGAGGUACUUGUACUAUGCUUGAGUAUUUCCACUUUAUGCUACGUAAUACUUCCACUCCACCACAUUUCAGAAAAUGAAGAAAUAUUGUACAUUCUACUCCACUACAUUUAUUUGACAGCUUUAGUUACUGAUUACUUUGAAGAAGUUUUUACACAUUAGAUGAUGUAACAAACUUUGAACAUACAAUGCACUGUUAAAGAUUAAACCACUGUGUGUCUGAGCUUCACCACACAGUCAUUUUUCCCUUUAAACUUCUCACAUGCUUUAAUUUAAAUACAUGUUCAAAUGAUCCAACAUCUCAUCAAUAAUCCAAGAUUCAAGAAAAACUCCAAAGUCCAAAAACUGAAAACAGAUUUGUUUUUUUUUUCAUCUUUUAUUAAUCACCAAACAUCUCCUCAGAUUUAUCUGGUGUCCCUGUUUAUAAAACUCUAUUUAAAGUGGUUGAAAGUGGCUCCACCUCCAGCAGCUACAGCAGCAAUAUGCUGUAAUGCUUCACUAUUAAUAAUCUUAUGAUGUCACAGUAAUAAUUCAGUCAGAGGGACCAAACUAGUACUUUUACUUUAAUACUUUACAUUUUGCUGCUAGAACUUAUGUACUUCUACUUAUAUAGGACUUUUUCAUGCAGGACUUUUACUUGUAAUGGAGUAUUUUUACAUUUCUGUAAUGGUACUUUUACUGAAGUAAAAGAUCUGAAUUCUUCUUCCACCGCUGUUUGUAGAAUGUUUUCCAAUGCGAGACAAUCACUGAGUUUAGACUAUUUUGUAAAGAAAUUGUGUGAGGAAAAAAAAAAGAAUCAUUAUAGACAGGAGCAGAGAUUCAGCGACGGCUUGUAGUACUGUAACCUGUUAUCUGCUGCCUGGGACUUUAAUUAGCUCAGUUAGAGAGAAAAGCAGAUACAUGCCUCUAUUUCAAAUCUGUCUUGGUCCUCGUGAAUAUAUUUGAUUGUUAAACACACUUUUGUCCUCCGCCUCCAGUUGACAUACUAGUUUUCAGGAGUGGAAAUUUUAUUUAGAUAACGCCAAUAAAGCCGCCAAAUCAUGGCAUACGUUAUUACAAGGCACACUGCAGAGUAAUAUUAUAGAAACAAAGCCAACAGUUUAUAUCAUGAGCAGCACUUUGCAACAGUGAGGAGAAAAAACCUUGUAACAGCAAGAAACCUCAGACAGAGCCAGACUCGGUGAGUGGGCCGUCUGCCUCAGCUGGCUGGUCCGUGGGUUUCUCCCUCCUUCAGUGUCCCUCAGUGGGUUUACAUGGCUUUACAUGUCCCUCAGUGGGUUUCAGUGUCUGUAAGUAAAAUACAGACAGUUUGACUUUGCUGUCAGAGCUGUUCUCCAUUUUUUUCCACUUUACAGUUAAACAGUUAAGUGCACAGUCUGCAGCUUUUGGAUCUCUGAAACUAAAUAAGCUAAAUCACAGAAGAGUCUGAUCAUAGAGUCUAAUGGUCUGAUGAGAAGGUCAAAGCUGAACUCUGGAGUUCUGCUGAGGAUGCUUGGAAGCCUGUCUCUCUCCUCCUCCAUAUUGUUUCCAUCUAGUAUGAGGUUUACUGAAACAUCAGGAAUUUUACAAAGUCACAUAAAACCUUUUUUUGCACUGUAUGUCACAGCUUUUUUUGAAAUGUAUUUGUACUAAAAACAAGGUACAAUGUUUAUUUUUCUCAUUUUAUGUACAAAGAAAAAAAAAGGGCAAAGCAACAAAUGUAAAUAUGUUUUCUGUACAAAUUUGAACUUCCAAAGUAUUGACGACUGUGGAUUUUAUUUAGUCGGAUGGUUGAUUAAUUUUUUUAAAAUAAUGAAGCUUUAUUUAUCUGUCCUCUUCCUGUUUUUGAAUGUACAGUAAUUUUCUCUCCUCAUUAAAUGACUAUACUGUUUGUCAUGA